UUCCUGCAGAUGUUUUCUUCUCCAUUAGUCUGGCGCUGAUGGUUGCCAGCCUGUUGGAGACGCUGUUCAUCACAAACAUUCAGUACAAGCCCAGAGAGUACAGCGCAGUGCCUCACUGGCUCAGUGUCCUCGUGUUACGUUAUCUAGCUGUUCUUGUUUGUAUCCCUCCAAAGGAAAGGAGCAACCGAGUCACAGUCUCCCUCAAUCCAUCUCACAAAGCACCAUCAGCGAACACAAGCGCCACAAGCCUCUCAGACCAUCAGAGCAUCUCAGAUGUUACACUUUCAGGAAAAGCAGCUCCAGCUUCUCUGGACUCUCCAGAGCCAGUUGUGGAACAACUGAGGAUGUUAGGCAGAGAGCUCACAGCUAUCCGAGUUCAGAUGGACAAAUACUGUCAAGGGACCAAAGCCACGCAGGAGUGGGAAAUGAUCGGGACAGUGAUCGAUCGUCUGCUGUUUGGCUUGUACAUCAUCUUCAUUUUUGUGAGCUUUAUCACAAUAAUAAGCAUCUGGAUAUGGCAUAAUUCAUUUGCUACAUGA
Oreochromis aureus is the source of this 539-nucleotide messenger RNA. RefSeq names its product 5-hydroxytryptamine receptor 3A. The transcript is spliced from 2 exons. NCBI's taxonomy places the organism in Eukaryota, Metazoa, Chordata, Actinopteri, Cichliformes, Cichlidae. Gene Ontology annotation, biological process: monoatomic ion transport. Gene Ontology annotation, cellular component: membrane. The record is from RefSeq and is a predicted model, not a curated record. Bases 39 to 539 code for a protein of 166 amino acids.